This is a messenger RNA of Nelumbo nucifera (sacred lotus), 3656 nucleotides long. RefSeq lists its product as uncharacterized. NCBI's taxonomy places the organism in Eukaryota, Viridiplantae, Streptophyta, Magnoliopsida, Proteales, Nelumbonaceae. The record is from RefSeq and is a predicted model, not a curated record.
AAUUUUGAGAGCUGAGCUCCCGCCGUGCAACGGCAGUGCACAGACACUGUUCAGUGUUCAUAACAUCCUCGUUAUGUAUUUCUAAGGCGCGAGAAUUUAACGAUAUCACAAUAUUCUCGUGAGUUAAAAACAUAACUUAGGAAUGAAGAGAGAACUAGAAGAGUUCUUCUAAAGCAACUGUGCAGUUCUCGUUUCGUCUCGUCUCGUAUCGUAGAGAGAGAGAGAGAAAAGCAACUAUUCGUUAAUCGUUACUUCGUUCAAAUCAGGCAUAGAGAGACUGGGGAGACAACACCCGUUCCGAUCCAUAUGUUCUGCUUCUGCAAAUCGAAAUAAAAAAAAGAAAAACAUCUACUGAGAGGGACUGCCGUCAAUGAAACACCUUAGAAACCCUAGAAAUGUAUAUUUUUCAUUGGAUUUGAAUGGAAACCCUAAGAGACUCCGGACCAGCACCUUCCACCAACAAUGGCGGUUUUCUGAUAUCUUGCCGACGUUACGAUUUCGCGCUCUCAUCUGCUGGAGGCUGACCAGGCCAGUCAGAUGAUCCUCCCCUGAUCAGUCGCCAUUAACGGCGUUGGUAUCUGUUUCGAUUCUAAUAGUUUAUUUUUUCUUAAAUUAUUUUUUAUAUAUUUUUGUUUUUGUUUGGAGAGGAGAGGGGGGUGGGAGAAAGAGAGAGAGAAGAGUGAUAGGGAGAGUGGGAUGGGGAUUUCGGAAGGAUCGGGUGGGGUUGAUUGCAGCGUUGGCACCAUCGUUUGGGUUCGUCGGAGGAAUGGGUCUUGGUGGCCGGGUAGAAUACUCGGCGAGAAUGAGCUCUCAGCUUCUCAUCUGAUGUCUCCCAGAUCAGGAACGCCGGUCAAGCUUCUUGGAAGGGAGGAUGCCAGUGUGGAUUGGUACAAUUUAGAGAAAUCCAAGCGUGUAAAGGCAUUUCGCUGUGGGGAGUUUGAUGAUUGUAUUGAAAGGGCUGAAUCCGCACAGGGCAUUCCUAUAAAAAAAAGAGAAAAGUAUGCACGCCGAGAAGAUGCCAUUCUUCAUGCCCUUGAACUUGAGAAGCAGCUGUUGGAGAAGAGACAGCAGAAAUUAGGUGUUGCUUCUCCAAUCAGAAAAAUACCCGGUGCUCCAAAAAAAGAGGCUGCAGAAAACUUGGGAAGUGAUCAUGCAAAACCUGGAGUUCUCAAAAUACAGGAUGAGAGCAUAGGCCACCCUUCUUUUGUGCAAAAGGUCAGGCAGGGGAAACAACCAAACUGGGAAGAUGAUAAUUCUGAAGCCAUCCCUCGCAUGAGAGGGUUGCAGGACUUUGGGCUCAGAAUUGUCCCAUCAAAGAGAAAGCAUUCAAUUUCUGAGGGUCCUUGUAAAAUUACUUCAGUCAAUCAUCAGGAUAAUGGUCUUCCUAGUAGUAGUCAUAGUAUGGGGGGUUUUAAUUAUAUCAGUAACAUUAAGAAUUCUUUGGCCAUUAAAAGGAAAAGGUCCCAAGGAGGCCUGACUGAAGAAUCCAUUGUAAAGAGACGUGAUAGACGCCGGCCUCUUGUUCAAGUAUUACAGAGUAGUGUAAAAUUACAAGUGCCUCAUGCUUUACAGUCUGAUGGUACUACUGGUCCUGUUUCUGUGCAAGGAGAAAAGGAGCAGACAGGACUUACUUGUGGGGCAAAGAGGAGCAGGUAUGUUUAUGUGCCAGGUGACUCAAAUGAAUGUUUUGAUCAUAUAGAUUUUAUCCCAGACCAGAUACAUACAUCACCCACCCUGUUUGGAAUGGAUAACUGCCAAAUACACCCUGGUUCCUUGACAGAAGAAAAUGAUUCUUUAGGGUCGAUGGAUGAUGAUGAUGAUGAUGAUGAUGAGUGGGAUUAUCUGAAUCCAGGCAUGGAUGAUGGGACUACUGUUCUUGCAGAUGCUACUCAGACACUGAUGGCUGAACCUCGAAACUCUGGUAGAUAUGUUUCAUCUGGUGGUUAUCAUGUUCAAGGACAUCAGGGAAGCAUGAGCAGUGAGGAGCCCAGUGAGACAGCACUCAACGGUCACAUGCCUCACUUUCAAUCCCAUGAUUAUGGUGCAGUUGCUGCUGAUGUGGGGGUAUCCAAAUGGCAAUCGAAAGGAAAACGGAAUCUUCGCAACUUAUCCAAGAAGCCCAUGGAGGUUAUGGAUGGAAAGAGUCACUAUGGAUCCAUUCAGGAAACAUACAUUGAACGGAAGGGAACAAACUUCAACCAGAAGGCAUUAGACCAGGGGCUUUACCAUAGAAAUGAGGAGUUAGAUUAUAUCUCUGAUGAGGAUGAUUUAAUUGAGGACUCUCUGCGAUCACAAAUGGUUGGAUUUGAUCGCAGAAAAUACCCAUUAACCUUAAAAUCAGCUUCCAAAGAACCUGGCAGAAUCAAUACAGACAUAGCAGAUUCAGAGGAAGACUUGAUUUGGAGGGCCAGUGGGUUAUCUCACUCCACCCUUAGAGGGUAUUGGGAAGAACCAGAUGAGUGCCUUGAUCCAUUGUAUGCUGGUCAUCGUCUUCACAAUGGUAUGGACUUGGUUGAUGUGGAUUUGAAGGUUCAAACACAGACAAGCUAUCAAGGGGAGCAUGUACCUUUGGUAUCUUUAAUGAGCAAAUUGAAUGGGAAAGCAAUUAUAGGGCAUCCUAUCCAAAUUGAAGUGUUAGAGAAUGGAUCCUCUGAUCUUCUGCCUACAAAUGAUGAUUUUGGUGAGGAACUGUUUGGUAAUGAUGGAAAUACAGCACUUCCACCAGUGUGGAGAACAGCCAGAAGAACAGCCAUGCAUCGUGUCCCACGCCCUAAGCUUUCAGCAGCAUUAGUGGAUGAUGAAGCAGGCAAUGAAGCCGCUGCCCUUGGUCCACCUUUAGAUCAUGGAAACAAGUCAUUGUACAAGAAACCAUAUUUAGGUUAUUUAAGUCACAAGGCAAGGUUGGUGAAAAAGAGCUGCUCUCAGAUUCGCCGGCCUCCUCCAAUAACAGAAAAGAAGUCCCCAAAGAAGCUAUUGAAGAAAGUGAGCUUGUCUAGCCAGAAAAUAAGAACCCUGUCUUCAAUUCCCAUUGAGCAGAAACACCAUAGCAAGGGUUUGAACCUAAAAUUUGCAAGCAAAAAUAACCUGGAUGGGCUGAUCAACCCAGAAGAGACUGGACCCACGACGGUUACUUGCAUCCCUGUGAAACUAGUAUUCAGUAGGUUACUGGAAGCAGUUGGUAGGCCUCCAUCCAGAGCAGCAAAUUAUGGGGUUCUGAUGAACGGCAAUCCAGAAAGGAAACCACUAUAGUAUCCAUUUUAGAUUGUUACAUGGGGGAUCAAUAAUGUUGUACCACCGAAUCCCCAGGCUUCAACUCAAUUUGUACAUUAAAAGCAUUCAUCAAUUCAGGGCAAAUUUCCAAUGUCUCCUGAUCUGUUAGUCUGCUUUUCAGGUAUCAAUAGAGAGUCUUCCAUUGAAAUGCCAGCAAAGUUCAUCGAUCGAAGUACUGUAAGUGCUUCAGUCCUAAUAAUUCUCCCAUGUCCCAUCUACCACCUCCUUUCACCCCCCCACCUUCGAGAAGGGGCCCUGGACCAUUGGACUAGCUUAGUCAUGUAGCAUUCAUCUGAUCAAAAUACACAAUACACUAAAUUCCGUGUUACUCUUUCCUUUAAUUCGACUGUAUAUUCAGGUAGGGAUGGGCCAAGAUUUGUGAUGUA